CGAAGAAGGCUAACCAAACACAACCACAAGCUAACUAACAACGAGUUAACUUGCAACCGAUUGGCGAUACUUGACAUUAUCAGAAAGUGAAACAUAAGCCUGAGGUACUGGGUUAACGUUACCGCUGGAAGCGGGCCAUGCAGCUCCCCAGAAGGUAAUGAGCCGGAAAGCCUCCAGGUCUCGGCUCAGCGGUGCCCACAAACUGCAGCCACACCGGAAUGACUGGCAGCCCAGAGUUGAUAGUGUGUCAUUCAUCGAAGACGGAGUGAGGUCCAGAGAGCUCGGUUCAGCAGCACAUUCUGACACUUUGCCCUCCAGCUUGGCUGAGCAGCCAGUGGUGCCUAGCAAUGCCUAUGCUGCUACAGAUGCCCUCCAGGAAGAGGGUGGAUAUGAAGCUGAUCAAGGUGUCUGUGAUACUACUUUUGGUUGGAAGUCGCUGGGGCAAGAGUUGAGGCCAAAUGACGUGACAGCGGAUUUAAACUCUUUUCAGCAUGGAAACCGUGCUUUAGCUUCAAAGGACAUGAGAAAAUCGCAGGACAGAGGGAUGGCUCACUCAGAUGAGUCUCGGUUGGCCAACCUCCUGCGCAGAGUCUCAAGGGAAGAUGACCGUGAUCGGCGGUUGACCACCCUCAAGCAGUUGAAGGAAUUUAUCAGUCACAGCGAGAACAAAGUGAACUUGGUCAAACAGUUGGACACCAUCCUCAGCACUUUGAAUGAUAUUUUGAAUGAGAGUAGUAAGCUGCUUUGGGAGUUGCGUCAGGAUGCGGCAGCCUGCUUGGGUCUUCUCUGCACUGUGCUCAGCUACGAAGCGGAGCGCAUCUUCAAGUGGCUUUUCCUCAAGUUCGCUUCCUGCAGUCGUGACGAGGUGAAGCUGUUGUACCUUUUAGCAACACAGCGCGCUUUGGAGGCCGCCGGGGAACGAAAGACCUUUACUCAAGUCAUGCAGCAGGUGAUGAGCAAUCUGCAGUCCAUCUUGGAGAAUGUGGACACUCCGGAACUGCUUUGCCAAAGUGUCAAGUGUAUUCUACAAGUGGCCCGUUGCUACCCACAUGUCUUCAGCACCAAUUUCAGGGACACCGUGGAUAUCUUGGUUGGCUGGCACAUUGACCACACUCAGAAGCACUCACUCACUCAGCAGGUUUCAGCCUGGCUACAGAGUCUGGAGCAGUUUUGGGUGGCAGAUUUGACUUUUUCCACCACACUUCUGGGACAGUUCUUGGAGGACAUGGAAGCAUAUGCGGAGGAUCUGAGCCACGUCGUGUCAGGAGAGGUGGUGGAUGAAGACAUCCCACCUCCUGCAGUGUCUCUUCCAAAGCUGGCAGCUCUUUUGAGGGUGUUUAGUACAGUAGUUCGCAGCAUUGGAGAGCUUUUCAGCCCCAUUAGAGGACCACCCAUCACUGAGGUCUAUGUCACUGAUAUUCUUAACCGUGUUCUGGCAUGCGUGACCACUGCCAAGCAGGUCCAGUUCUCUGAGGCAGUCCUUACUGCGGGAAAUGAGUGUGUGGGUGUGUUGCUGGCCAGCAUGGAACCCUGUGGGCAACUAAUGGAGACAGUCUUGGCCUAUGGCUUGGACCAGUUGGACUGCUGUCAAAUUUGUGGUUCAGACUACAACUUGGCAGUACUCAGCCUUCUUACUCUGAUUGUGGAACAGAUCAACACAAAGCUGCCUGCUUCGUUUGUGGAGAAAUUGUUGGCCCCUGACUCACAGUUGCUGGAGUUGCGUUUCCAUCGAGAAAAAGAGGUGGUGUCAGGUGUACAUGGGGUGUACCAGGCACUUCUGAGUCUGAAAAAUAUUCCAACCCUGGAGGCCGCAUAUAAAUUGGUUUUAGGAGAGAUGGCUUGUGCCCUGUCCAAUAUUCUUGCGAUCCUGGAUCUGACGAGUGGGCCCCUGCCACCCGAUAGCCCUUGCUUCAGCAUCCAGCACGCUGCUUUCGCUUCGGUCACCCUUAACCCAGAGAAGGCACAGUUCAUCCUCAUCUUCAAUCUCAGCACUCUCACGACCAUCGGGAACACCAAGAAUUCACUAAUCGGGAUGUGGGCUUUGUCUCCCACGGUCUUUGCCUUGCUCAGUCACACACUUAUGCUGGUGCACUCUGAGUUAGCAGUCUUCUACCCUGCCAUCCAGUACGCUGUGCUUUACACACUCUAUUCCCACUGCACAAGACACGAUCAUUUCAUCUCAUCCAGUUUAUCGUCAUCUUCCCCAUCGCUGUUUGAUGGCGCGGUCAUCAGCACUGUCACGACAGCCACAAAGAAACAUUUCAGCACUCUGCUCAACCUUCUGGGAGGUCUGCUAGUGAAGGAACAUCUCUACCCUGAAGCCAGGAGGCUGCUGCUGACAUGGGCCCAAGAAAUCUCACUGCUGAUGAAAAAGUCAGACACCUACAGCCCGCUCUUCUCCUUGCCCUCUUUCAACAAGUUAUGCCGUGGCCUCCUGUCCAACGCCCUGAAUGAAGAUCAGAGUGUCUGCCUUCAGACCUGCAACAGCUUACUUAUCCUCUCCUCAUCUUUAUCUACGGAGCUUUUGCAGAGGUGUUUGGAUGUGUGCAGAGUCCAACUUGUCCACUCAGCUGUGAGGGUGAGGCAUGCCUAUGGCAAAUUGCUAAGGACAAUCCCCUUGGAUGUUUCUUUAAGUAACCACAGUCGCCCAGAAAUGACUCGGAUCUCAUUAGCCAUUCGCCACCAUAUGAGCCGAGCAGCGGGCAGUACCUUCCAUCCCCAGGACUUCAGUGAUCUCAUCAGCUUCAUCUUGUAUGGAGUGCUGCACCGCGGAGGGAAGGAUCAAUGGCUGGAGCGACUUUAUUACAGCUGCCAGCGCCUUGAGAAAAGGGAUGGUCGAGCUGGUGCUGAUGGAAUACGUCCUGGUGUUGUGCCCAGAGCCCUGUUAAAAACUGAAGUGGUGCUGUGGCAGUGGGCAGUGUGGGAAGCAGCACAGUUCACUGUACUGUCAAAACUCCGAACUCCACUCGGCCGAGCUCAAGACACCUUCCAGACUAUUGAAGGUAUGAUCCGGAGCUUGGCUGCCCACAGCCUAAACCCAGAACAAGAUGUUGGAGUAUGGGCUGGUGCCGGGAGUGACGGAGAUGGUCACCAUUCCAAUCAGCUACGCAUCACCCUACUGCUUCAGUAUCUUGAGAACCUGGAGAAACUCAUGUAUAAUGCUUAUGAGGGCUGUGCUAAUGCUCUCACAGCCCCACCUAAGGGUAUCAGGACAUUCUUCUACACUAAUCGACAGACAUGCCAAGACUGGCUCACAAGGAUCCGCCUCUCACUCAUGAGGGUUGGUCUCCUCUCUGGCCAGCCAGCAGUGACCAUUCGUCACGGCUUUGACCUUCUUGCUGAGAUUAAGAACAACAGCACCCAGGGUCCAGAAUUAGAGGUUCCUCUAACAUUAUUGGCAGAAGCUCUUUGUGAGCUACGUUGUCCUGAUGCCAUCCAAGGACUUGCUGCGUGGAGCCUCUCUAACACCGGCAAGAGUCUCAGCUGGUUGUCCUCAGUGGCUUUACAAGCAGAGGGCCGGUUUGAGAAAGCAGCUCUAGACUAUCAAGAUCAGCUCUCUGCAGUUUCAGGGAUGGACUGUAGUAUCAAAAGCUCUGACUGUUACCUACUCAAACUCUCCAGUAAUACCAACAGCCCCAAACAUACAAGCAAUGGUGAUAGCAGGAAAACUGUGCUGCUGAAGUCAAAUGAGUGCUCUCCUGAGGUGGUCAAUCUCCUGGCCAACAAAGCAUGUCAGUGCUAUGUGGCACUUUGUGAUUGGUCUUCAGUCAAGGAAUGGCAGGCCACUGUUCAUAACUUGAAACAAAACUCCACCAGUCUAGUUGGCAUCAACCUAAGGGCUGAUUUCAACUACAUUCAGGCCUUAAGCCGCUUUGAGGACGGAGAUUUGAAUGAAUGUGGUGCUCAACUGGAACUUCUGCCUGGGGAAGACUUCAGUUUGCUCUCCAGUAGCAAGAUGGAUCUAAAGAGGUUUCUGCCAUCAUUGAGUCCUGAUCCUACAGAACUUCAGAGAGCUGUUGAGGUACAGCUCCUCCGUACCGCUGUUAGUGCCCUAGCAAAAAACAGUCAGCCACCAGAGCAAAGGGCCACUGCCAAUCAAGAUACAUUAGUGCGCUCCCUGAAACAAACUGGAAGGAUCUGCCUGGCUCCUUUACGCCUGUCAACAUUGACCCUCUCCGAUGGCUUGCCCACCCUUCCUACUUUGCAGCUUCACUGCACUGUCACUCUCGAGAACACGCUUUCAGGACAAGAGGACUCUGUGAUUCCUUUAAACAGUGAGGCACUAAGCUCAUGUAAACAACAAGAUGUCCAACCUUUCAUGCAAGCCCUCAGAUACACCUUGUUUCAGAGACAACUCCUCAACAAACUCAGAGGUUCUUCUCCUACUACAGAUGCCCACCUCAUGGAGCUUUGUUUGACAACUGUAAAAUUUGCUCGAAAGAAAGGAAACAUUGCCCUGGCGUCCCGCUUGCUCAGCCAGUGUUGCGAUGGAACCCAAGACGAGGAGCAAGAUGACCAAUUGAUAAAGUCCUUCCGGCGCCUCACUGUGGAGGGCACGCUGGGAGAGAAGUGGGGGCCAGAGCUACAGAUAGAAAAAGCCAAAGUAGUGAGAACUUCAGGCCAGUCCAUGACAGCCAUGGAAAUGCUGAGCAGGGCGGCUCUGUCAUAUUGCUAUGUGGGAAAGAAUGAAGGCGCUGCCUGUCGGUCACUGCUCACACUCUGCAAAUGGCUGUUAGCUGACUGGAAGGACAUGAUACCCCAGCUUAAACAAGUUGUAAAGCUGGCAGGAGCAGCAAAUUCAUCCAAUGCUUUGAGCAGCAUGUCACCUUUGUGUCAGAACAUUUCUUCUCUGCUGGAGCUUCCUCUUGUGGAACAAAGCAUUCCCCAUAUCACCACUGAAACAUCAGUGAGUGUUGGUGUUGGGGAGCCAGACUUUGUUCUUGGCCAACUGUACCAGCUUUCCACCAGCCUCGCUCCUGAGGUAGCAAAAUCCUGGGCAGCAUUGGCUAGCUGGGCAUACCGCUGGGGUAGGAAGGUUGUUGAUAAUGCCAGCCAAGGUGAGGGGUUGCCUCUUCUAUCCGGAGAAAAGAAGGAUAUUGAGGAGCUUUUACCUCCUUCUACAAGUGAAGAAGACAAAGAAACCAUUUUUAGCAUUCUCGGUCAAGCCAUGUGUCGACCAACUGGCAUACAGGAUGAAGAUAUGGCGCUCCAGCAGGAAGAUGAUGAGGAUGACAUGGUGGAUUUAAUAUGGCGACAGCUGAUCGCUUCAUGCCCCUGGUUGGCAGAGGCUGGCCAACCAGUUGCAGAUGGGCUUAUUCGUGUUUGGAGACGUGUGGUAGACCGAAUAUUUGGGCUCUACCGAAUAUCUUGCCAAGCAUAUUUUACCUUUUUGAAGCUCAAUGCAGGCCAGGUCCCUAUUGAUGAAGACGACCCCAAACUCCUGCUUUCCUGUCAUAACAGCAAACAAAGUAAUGACGAUGUGAUUGUCAUGGCAACCCUCCGUCUUCUCCGUUUGUUGGUCAAGCAUGCUGGGGAACUGAGGGAGGGGCUUGAGCUAGGUUUAGCCUCAACGCCGACAGCACCCUGGAGAGGUAUCACUCCGCAGCUUUUUUCACGUCUCAAUCAUCCAGAAGCAUACAUACGACAAAGCAUAUGCAGCCUGCUCUGCCGAGUAGCCCAGGACUCCCCGCAUCUCAUCCUAUACCCUGCAAUCGUGGGGUCACUCUCACUUGGAGGAGAAGCUCAAAGUGCCGGGAGCAAACUGCCCUCAGCUCUGCCCACUUUUUUGGGGAGCAUCCAAGGAGAGGGCCUUGGUGAGCAAGAGGAGGAAGAGGAGCAGCCUGAGGGUGGCGACAAAGGCGACAUUUCAGAAGAACUGCCAACAUUCUGCUCCAGUCAAGACCAAGCCAUGAUGCAGGAUUGUUACAGCAAGAUAGUGGAAAAGCUGUCUUUAGCAAACCCUACCAUGGUGCUUCAGGUCCAGCAGUUGGUCGGUGAGCUGCGUAGGGUGACGUUACUCUGGGAUGAAUUGUGGUUGGGCGUGUUGCAGCAGCAACACAUGCAUGUCCUGCGUCGGAUCCAGCAAUUGGAGGAUGAGGUCAAGAGGGUUCAAAACAAUAACACACUCCGCAGGGAUGAGAAGAUAGCAAUAAUGCGUGAGAAGCACUCUGCUUUGAUGCGGCCUGUGGUAUUUGCUCUGGAACAUGUUUGUAGUAUCACAUCGGCCCCAGCAGAGACACCACAUGAGACCUGGUUCCAGCAAACCUAUGGUGAGGCCAUAAAGUCUGCCCUCGAAAGACUGCGAAACCCUCACAAUCCUGCCAACCCUGCCAGCAGCUGGCUGCCAUUCAAACAGAUUAUGUUGAGCCUGCAGCAGCGUGCUCAAAAACGAGCCAGCUAUCUCCUUCACUUGGAUGAGAUCAGUCCACACCUGGCAUCUAUGAAGGCAACAGAGAUGGCUCUGCCUGGAGUGGUGUCUGCAUCAGACACGGUCACCAUUCAGAGCAUUGGCAAAUCCAUUACUAUUCUCCCUACCAAGACUAAGCCAAAGAAGAUCUUCUUCCAGGGCUCUGAUGGACAGACCUACCCAUAUCUUUUCAAAGGUCUCGAGGAUUUACAUUUGGACGAGCGCAUUAUGCAGUUCUUAUCAAUCGUAAACACCAUGUUCACCAAGAUCAACCAACAGGAGCAGCCACGUUUUCAUGCGCGCCAUUAUUCUGUCACACCCCUUGGAACACGAUCAGGACUGAUCCAGUGGGUAGAUGGAGCCACGCCCCUCUUCGGUCUAUAUAAACGCUGGCAGCAGAGGGAGGCUGUAUUGCAAGCUCAGAAGGCUCAAGACUCGUUCCAGCAGCAACCAGUGCCUCUUGUACCGCGCCCUAGUGAGCUCUAUUACAGUCGCAUUGGACCUGCCCUGAAAGCAGUUGGGCUCAGUCUGGAUGUAACGCGGCGAGAUUGGCCCCUCAGUGUCAUGAAGGAGGUGCUUAAAGAAUUAAUGGAGGCUACACCUUCCAAUUUACUGGCUAAGGAGUUGUGGUGUUCAUGUACCACACCUAGUGAAUGGUGGCGGGUUACUCAGUCUUACGCCAGAUCCACUGCUGUCAUGUCAAUGGUGGGAUACAUAAUUGGCCUUGGUGACAGACACCUUGACAAUGUGCUCAUUGACAUGACCACUGGAGAGGUUGUACACAUUGAUUACAAUGUGUGUUUUGAAAAAGGGAAGAGUUUACGAGUCCCAGAGAAGGUACCUUUCAGGAUGACACACAAUAUUGAGAGUGCACUGGGAGUUACAGGAGUGGAAGGCAUCUUCAGGCUUUCCUGUGAACAGGUUAUCCAAAUGAUGCGCCGAGGCAGAGAGACCCUCCUGACCCUGCUGGAAGCCUUUGUUUAUGAUCCCCUGGUGGAUUGGACUGCUGGAGGGGAGGUGGGCUUUGCUGGUGCAGUGUAUGGAGGAGGGGGCCAACAGGCUGACAGCAAACAGAGCAAACGAGAGAUGGAGAGAGAAAUCACACGAUCUCUCUACUCUUCCCGCGUGGCAGAGAUAAAGGUCAACUGGUUUAAGAAUCGUGAUGAAAUGCUGGCUGUACUGCCACAAGUGGAAGAGGCUGUGGAAGAGUACUUGGUCCUCCAGGAUCUUCUCUGUCAGGGAGAAAAACUCCAGGCCAAGCUGCAAGAAGAGUUGACCUUCCUGGAAGGAGCAGAGAACCAUCCAGAGCAUCAAAUUGUCACUCUGGAGCAAAGAUACUCCGAACACACCCAGCUGCAAUCCCGACAGAGGACUGUACAAGAGGCCAUUCAAAGCAAGCUGGCUGACCUGGAUCAGUGGAUUUCCCAGUACCAAGCGGCAUUUUCCAACCUGGAGACCACACAGCUUGCUGCUCUGCUGCAGGACAUUAGUAGCCCCAUAGAUCUAGGCCCUCCUAGCUACGUGCCAGCUACAGCCUUCUUGCAGAAUGCAGGCCAGGCCCAUCUGAUUAGCCAGUGUGAGACCCUAGAGGCAGAGGUGAGCUCUUUGCUCCAGCAGCGCCGUGGAGCCCUUCGGAUUUGCUUGGAACAGCUGCAUAGCUAUGCAACAGUUGCUUUGCUGUACCCACGUACCAACCUUUUGCGCCAUCGAACCCACCAGUGGAAGGCCUGGUUAGAGGAAAUGCUGAGAGUCAUGACAGUAGAGCAAUGCCAACAUAUCUACAGACAAUAUGAGGUGCUGUUUGCCCCUCAGUCCAGUGCAACCUGCCAGUUCAUGUCCAAUUUGGAGUUGGCUCUUCAGCGCCAAGUGGCAGACACCAAUGAGCGUGUGAUGCACCAAGCUGAGCGACUAAAAGCUGAAGGCACAACUGCUGCUGCCUGUGAGGAGCAGCUGAAGGAAAUCGAGCACUGUAUUGGCGUCUUUUUGCGGGAAAAUGGAGAGUCAGGCUCGCUCAGCCUUGCUGGGAUCAUCACCUCAGCCCUUUGCUCACUCUGCAGGCGGAACCUAGUGAUGGAGAGUGCAGCAGCCAGUGCUGGAGAGCAACUGGUAGAUCUCAUGUCCCGGGAUGGAGCAUGGUUCCUAGAGGAACUUUGCAGCAUGAUUGGAAACGUCAGUGCCUUGGCAACGCUGUUGCAGCGCUGCCCUCUCCUGCCGAAUGAUCUGGAACUCCCAUCGCCCUCUGCCACGAUCCAGGCAGUUUACCUGGCCAAUUCUGUGUAUACAUGCUUGCAGGAGCUGAACACCAACUUCCGUCAGAUUAUCUUUCCCGAGGCUUUGCGCUGUAUGGUUAAAGGAGAGCCCACCCUGGAAUCCAUGUUGGCAGAGUUGGAGCAGCUUGUGGAUCAGAGCUCCAAUGGUCUUGGCUUGCAGGGCUUGGUUGACAGUCUAUUGGCCACAACAGGUCUCGAUCAUGAUGGUCACAACCAAUGUCUGGACAUCACAAGAAUGUUGCGUGCCCAGUACUCUGAGCUCAUCCAGCCUCGCUGCAUGGAUGGGACUGGUCGAGACUCACCAAAGAUGUCUGCAGGUCAAAUGCUCUUGGUGGCCUUUGAUGGAAUGUUCACUCAAUUAGAAGCUGCCUUUAGUCAGCUGACCGAAAAGCUGAGUUCCCUGGAAGUGCCAUCAGCGUGGAGGAAAGUGGAUGUCCUCAGAGAGGCACGUGUUGCGCAGCUGCACUUCUUUGACACCCUGGCUCAGCGUGAGCUGAUGGAUGAAGUUUUUUUCCUCAAGAGAUUGCAAACCAUCAGAGAGUUCUUCAGAAUUUGCUCCUGUUUUGCUCAGACACUAUCUGGGCCCCCUGCUGAUGAACUGUUGACUUCAAAUGGACCAGUUGGUUUAGGAAAACCGUUGUUCAGGCAGCCAAACGCUACUGGUUCGAGUGGGGCGAUAAUCAGUGAGGAACAAUUAACACGGCCCAUUAAGGCCUUUACGGCUGAAUUUGUUUGGCAGAUGCUCAUAGGUCUGCCCAGCCAAGCUCUUGGGUUGGCCCUCUGCAGCACCCUGUCUGCUCUUAAUUUGGAUGUCGUUGCCCAGGUUGAGGCAAAAGAUUUCGGGGCAGAGAGCAAGGUGUCUUUGGACGAACUUUGUAAGAAGGCAGCAGAGCAGAGCCUGGCAUCAGGUCGUGUGUCCCAAUUGCUGCUAAACAGAUCCACGGUGCUGGCUGCGUCUUAUGAUACAGCUUGGAAGAAAUUGGACCUUUUGCGAAGGUUGGAUGGAAACCUGGAUGCUGCAAAGGCCAGUUUGCAGAGGAUUCAACUCCAUGUUGCUAUGUUUCAGUGGCAGCAUGAGGACAUUCUGGGUCCAAAUAAUCAGACACUCAGUGUCAACAUUCCCCCUCGUGCCGUCAUCCUCAGCAAUAUGAAGAAGAAGCUGUACAAGCUAAGUCAGGAUGAGGGAGCCAUUGUCGCAAUUCAGGAGAAGCUUUCAUCACUGGAGGCCAGCAUUGAGCAGCGCCUGAAAUGGGCUGGUGGUGCAAACCCAACACUGGCACCAGUCCUUCAGGACUUUGAGAUGACCAUCAGGGAGAGACGUGCUACUGUGGCCAGAGAAAACCAGCGUGCAAGCCAGGUCACCUUCUUGUGUUCCACCAUCCUAAAUUUUGAAGGCCUUCGCACCAGAUCACAGGAGGCUCUCAACAUGGAUGCAGCCUUGUUUGAACUGUUGAAGCGCUGUCAGCAGACCUGUUCAUAUGCUGCCCAGUUUAGUAACACGGUUUCUACACUGGAGCUUGAGCUGUUGCAGAGGCUGAAUCCAGUGCUAGACCUACCAAUAGGCAGUCCUGAAUGGCUGUCGUGUGCCCACAGACAGCUGGAAGAAGAGCUGAGUACAGAGCAGAGGAUGCAGGAGGAGCGGGAGCAGCAGCUGGAAUCUUGUGCUGAAACUCAACAACUGCUUGUUGACUCCAUUAAAACUAUUUUGUCGAGCCACAACCGCCAGUUGGCGGAUGUCAAGCACCUCCUUCGAGCCAUGGCUAAGGAUGAGGAGGCGGCAUUGGCUGAUGGUGAAGAGGUAGCAUAUGAGGGCAGCGUGCGUCAUUUUUUGAUGGAGUACAAGGCAUGGCAGGACAACAUCCAAGUGGUCUUGUUCACCGUUAUUCAAGCCAGUGGGCAGCCACGUAAUCAAGAGCAACUCGAAUUGCUCGAAGAGAUCCCCGCCACUGUGAAGGAGCUCCAUUCCCAGAGUCAGAGUGUGUAUAAUGGCCUGGUGGGCUUCGCCUCCCCACUGGUGACGGACAGAGAAAAUGAAUGUGCCAGUCCUGUGUCAGCAGCACAGACAAGCUUUGCAGCAGCUGUUCGAUGCAGUGGAUUGAAGACACAGCCAGAAUCCAUGUCCCAGAAUGCACGGAAGGCCCUGCCACGUAACCUGGGAACCCCCACCGACACCCCACCCAGCACACUGAUGAACAGCAAAGGCCUUAACCCCAGCCCCAAGAGGGCUGUGCGUGACCCCAAAACAGGAAAAGCUGUCCAAGAAAGGAACUCGUAUGCUGUUAGUGUGUGGAAGAGAGUGAAAGCCAAACUGGAGGGCAGAGACAUCGAUCCAAACCGGAGGAUGAGUGUCACUGAGCAGGUGGACUUUGUCAUCAAGGACGCCACAAACAUGGACAACCUAGCCCAGCUAUACGAGGGCUGGACCGCCUGGGUGUGAACACAGCGCCAGCGUCAUUCAUGUCUUUGGUCCAGCGAAGGCUCGGAGAUCCACUGAAGUCCUAGUGGAUUUAGGGUCUCGGGUGUCGGAACAGCAGCACCCAGCCACACUGCGAGGAGGAAAUGGAAAGCGGAAGCUUAGCCCCGCCCUCCCAACCUUCUGGGCACCAAUACCGGGCGAGCCACCCCGUAGCUGCCACCACACUCCCGCAAAGCAAAAAUAGGCGAUCGGGCCAACGCAACGCUUAAUGGGUCUGCCUUUGCCCCACCUCCUUUUCUGGGGCUCCACCAGGCAAGCUGCGCCGGAUCGGGGGGAGGGGCGGGGAGGAGGGCGAAUGAGAGAUACCUCGCCCCCCUCACCUUUGCAGCCUACGAUCAAGUUGUACCCCGAACAUCACUGCGUCCUGUUGAGCUCGUUAAACUCCGCCUGAGUUCAAGAUGAAGCAGGGAAGUGAGCCCUUUCCCACUGGAGCACACUGCCAUCACGCUGUGGGUGGUCUCCAAGUGGCUUCUUUGCAUUGCCCACCCUGUUCUCUUGAAACUCUGCCUCUGCGGGGCUGUGAUAUUGAUUGCCUGUGGGCAAGUUGGGCUGGAAUGAAGGUUCUUCAGGAUUCUUCCGAGGACCGAAUUGAUGGAAGAAAACGUUAUUCAAACUGUUCUUUGAUUGAUCAAACCAUCGGAUUUGACCAAAUAAAAGAUUGUUGUACGAAGUUAUUUACUCGUCGGGAGGGUUCUUGGUGCUUUUCUGUAUCAAGCUGAAGCACCGAGUCACAUGUGACUUUGCUGAGACGGGACGCUAAAAGGUGAAUUCAUUUAGAGGAGGCACAACCUCCAUGUUGUAGUUUUUCCUGUGUGCAUCCUUAUUAGUCUGUGUUGUGCUUUGUAACAAUUGGUCUUUCCAAAUAACCAAGUGGAGAAUGUUGCUGCCUUUUUUUUUUUUUUUUGACUACCUUGUGUCAAAGCCCUUGCUUUCCUUAUUAAGUAAAGUAACUCCCGAGUCCUGAUGCUUGUAUUUUAUUCAUCUUGACGUUCUAGUUUUACAUUUUUAGUGGGAGAUAUGAUAAUUUUGGGUGAUGGUGAAAUGUUUUCUUAAGCUUUUACUCUGUUUAACUCCAAAUAAACAUUGAAUUUAUAAGCGUCUUGUUAUAAAUAACACAGGUAGCGUUAACACUGAGCACCAAAACAAUGGAAGACUGGAAAGGUGCAGUUGCCCAAGUACAGUAAAACGUCAACACUUUAUUUGCGUUAUUUACUCAGCAGUGUUGUUUUUGGCAGCGCUUUUAAUUUUCGUCUUUUGGACAAUAAUACUUACAGUAUUAGUCUUAGUCACAGGGGUGAGGCCAGAACGGUCAGGAACGCAGUUCCGUUAUAACAGUCAGUAUACAAUAUUGAGAGCCGGAAUGAUGUUUCUGUAUACAGUGCUUUGAUUCCGAAAAUAAGACGGCAACUGUCGAAACGCUUUGCAAAAAAAAACACCAAAAAAAUGCUAAGCUGCCACACAUGCAUUUCAUCUCCAAGAAGAAAACAAUCUACCAACAUCAGAUUUACAUACACAAGUGCUAACAGUAAGCAUAAUAAAGUGCUUGUGUAGCGUAAUCCAUUUCCACCAAUAUUUAUUUAUUUUAUUCCACGGACGGCAUGGAGGUUUCCCCAGCUUCUGCAGUUAUCUGAGUCUGAUGAUGAUGAGUCACGUCAAUGUGCGAAUGCACGCAGCAAAGCAAAACGCCUGGACUCAUUCAUCCGUUCAAUCGGCUGACAUACUGACAUGUGAUCAGCAGAGAUAGUUAGCUCUGAUUGGUUCAAAUGUGCAUGUUUUCUGGAACAGCAAAAAAAAAAAAAAAAAAAGGGUUGAAUUGAUGCGAUGAAAAGGGCAAUGCAACAUGAAAUUGAUCAAAUCUUUAGGAGCAACGAAAGAGUUGAGGCUUAUUUUUAUUUGCUCUGAUGGGGAGGUUCAGAACAUCUUAGCUGUCAAUAUGCACUUUGGACUUAUAUUUGUUCAUUUAUGUUAGGCUACUUAUUUCCAUAUGAUUUUUAAAAAAGUCAAUGCGCGAUCUUCAAAAAAAUAUUCCCUUUCACUCUGCAUAAUAUAAUUUGUACUUAUUUUUCUGAAUGUAUGUUACUUUUAUUUUUUAAAAAAUGUUUACAUUAACUUCAAUUUUAAUAUACAUCCUAUGUUCUUUAGUAGUUAAAAUUGAGAUUUGGCAUUUAGUAUGUGAGGAAAUGAGGGGAAAAUAAAAAUUAGGAGAUGGAGGUUGGGGUUAUUGCUGUUUUUGUUAACUUUUAUUUUGCAAAUCAUUAAAAAAAAAUACAAUUUUAAAUGAAAAUCAGUUUUUGUAUGUGUCAUAGAAAUAACUGCUAAAAGUUUUCUUUGCAUUUCAGUAGUUAAAGAGGCGUGACCUCCCCCCAAAAAUUAAAGAAAAAAAAAAUACAUAAAAUUUCUGGCUCUGUGGCGACCUUUACGUCGGGGAGUUCUGGCAAGAAAUUCUAUUCACUUUCACCCCUGCUUAGUCAUAUGUUAGUCUUUUUAAAAUGUCUUUGUCUACUUUUUCCUGACGAAAACUCAGACUAAUUUCGCCCAAUUUUAGUCGACGUUUACUCAAUGUUUUCGUCUGUAAAAUUUAAAAGUAGGGCUGUCAAACUAUUAAAAGUUUUAAGUUAAUCACAUCUUAAAAAUUAAUCAUAAUUAAUCGCAAUUCAAACCAUCUAUAAAAUAUGCCAUAUUUUUCUGUAAAUUAUUGUUGGAAUGGAAAGAUAAGACACAAGGCUGAUAUAUACAUUCAACAUACUGUACGUAAGUACUGUAUUUAUUUAUUAUAACAAUGAAUCA
Messenger RNA from Corythoichthys intestinalis (scribbled pipefish), 13939 nucleotides. RefSeq names its product SMG1 nonsense mediated mRNA decay associated PI3K related kinase (gene smg1). The coding region runs from base 158 to 11113 and encodes 3651 amino acids. Gene Ontology annotation, molecular function: protein binding; protein serine/threonine kinase activity. The record is from RefSeq and is a predicted model, not a curated record. Gene Ontology annotation, biological process: protein phosphorylation; nuclear-transcribed mRNA catabolic process, nonsense-mediated decay. Gene Ontology annotation, cellular component: nucleus. NCBI's taxonomy places the organism in Eukaryota, Metazoa, Chordata, Actinopteri, Syngnathiformes, Syngnathidae. The transcript has 64 exons.